Molecule: messenger RNA, 3506 nt
Organism: Trichophyton rubrum CBS 118892
Lineage: Eukaryota; Fungi; Ascomycota; Eurotiomycetes; Onygenales; Arthrodermataceae
Exons: 2
Coding region: 220-2448 (742 amino acids)
Biological process (GO): protein ubiquitination; SCF-dependent proteasomal ubiquitin-dependent protein catabolic process
Cellular component (GO): SCF ubiquitin ligase complex
Molecular function (GO): ubiquitin protein ligase binding
Source: RefSeq, a predicted model, not a curated record
CCUCCGGAGUAUUGCGGUGAACGCGUGAGCUGACGACAUCUUGCCUAUAGAUGGACCUUUCUCGAGCAGGGAAUCGAGAGGGUGAUGACUGAUCUGAACAGUGGUAUUGAUAUGGCUUCUGUAAGGCUCCCUCAACUCUUUUUUUCUUUGGGCGGGACAGAUGUGUUCUUCUAUAAUAUACAUUCAGGCAACUAAUAUAGCUAACCUCGUUUCCAGUACAUGGGUGUUUACACGUUGGUCCUCCCCUUAUUUCACUCACUCUGGAUAGCCAACCAGAGAGACAGGGUACUAAUCACUAUCAACAGUGCCGUCCAUAACUUCUGUACUUCACAAAAGGCAUUCACUAGCCACAAUACGUCCGCCCAUAACACGCGAGGAGCACAUCUGCUAGGUGAAGAGCUUUACAACCUUCUUGGACACUAUCUCUCCCGUCAUCUUGGAGGUGUCUACGAAGCCUCCCUCAGCCACGCUGACGAACCCCUCCUUUCAUUUUACAUUAGAGAAUGGACUCGAUACACUACAGCUGCCAAAUAUAUUAACCAUCUUUUUAGAUAUCUAAACCGCCACUGGGUGAAACGAGAAGUCGACGAAGGCAAGAAGGACAUCUACGAUGUGUACACCCUACACCUCGUUAGGUGGAAGGAGGACUUCUUCAGACUCGUCCACGAAAAUGUCAUGAGCGCCGUGCUGGGCCUCAUCGAGAAGCAGCGUAACGGCGAGACCAUCGAGCAGUCCCAGAUAAAGCACAUUGUCAACUCAUUCGUCUCCCUUGGCCUGGACGAGAGCGAUACCUCCAAGUCGACCCUCGUUGUCUACCAGUACUACUUUGAGAAACCGUUCAUCGAGGCCACCAGAGUCUACUAUGACAGAGAGUCAAAGCGCUUCGUGGCCGAAAACAGCGUUGUCGAAUACAUGAAGAAGGCAGAGCUUCGCCUAGAGGAAGAACGUGCUCGCAUCGAUCUAUACCUCCACCCAGACGUUACCAAGAAUUUGACAGAGACCUGCUUGGAUGUUCUAGUUACCUCGCAUUGCAACCUUAUACGGGACGAGUUCCAACCCCUCCUAGAUGCUGAACGUCAGGAUGACCUUGCCAGAAUGUACCGAUUGCUGUCAAAAAUAAAGGAUGGCCUGGACCCACUAAGGAACAGAUUUGAGACCCACGUCCGGAAGGCUGGCCUGUCCGCAAUCGCAAAGGUAGCCUCCGCUGGGAGCGAAAGCGUUGACCCGAAAGUUUAUGUCGACUCUCUGCUCCAGGUACAUGGGAAGUACCGAUCCAUGGUAGAUGAAGCAUUUGCUGGUGAGACAGAGUUUGUUCGGUCUUUGGACAAUGCUUGCCGCGAAUUCGUCAACCGUAAUGCCCUCUGCACUACCAGCUCAACCAAAUCCCCUGAGCUGCUGGCGAGAUACACCGAUUCCCUUCUCAAGAAGGGCUCCAAGUCAUCCGAAGAGUCGGAGCUCGAGGAGCUUCUCGUCCAGAUAAUGACCGUCUUUAAAUACAUCGAAGACAAGGAUGUCUUCCAGAAGUUCUACUCUCGAAUGCUCGCCAAGCGACUCGUCCAUGUCAGCUCCGUCUCUGACGAUGCUGAAACUAGCAUGAUCAGCAAAUUGAAGGAAGCCUGUGGGUUCGAAUACACCAACAAACUCCAGCGAAUGUUCCAGGAUAUCCAGAUCUCAAAGGAUCUAAACACCAACUACCGCGAGUGGCAGGAGAGAACCUUUGACGAAGAAGACCGCAAGAAAAUGGUCGACCCUCACUUCCAGAUCCUCGGUACAGGCUUCUGGCCCCUUAACCCCCCUUCAACACAGUUUAUUCCUCCUCAGGUCAUCAACAAGACAGUCGAGCGCUUCAAGUCAUUCUACUUUGACAAGCACAGCGGUCGUAAGCUGACCUGGCUCUGGCAGCUGUGCAAGGGCGAAAUCAAAGCAAACUAUGUCAAGAACACUAAAGUCCCAUACACUUUCCAGGUAUCGACCUACCAAAUGGGCAUUCUUCUACUCUACAAUGACAGCGAUGUCUUUGAAUACUCCGAGAUCGAAAAGGCCACUGCCCUCUCCCCCGAUGUCCUAGACCCCAACCUCGGCAUCUUCGUCAAGGCAAAGGUUCUCAUUCCUUCUCCUGAGAACGGAAAACCUGGUCCAGGGACUUCCUACGCACUAAACUACCACUUUAAAGCAAAGAAGAUCAAGGUUAACUUGAACAUCCAAGUCAAGUCUGAGCAGAAGCACGAGGCAGAGGACACACAUAAGACCGUCGAGGAGGACAGAAAAUUGGUUCUCCAGGUAAGAAAUAGUAUCUACAAUCCCUUCGUUAUAUAUUCACUUUCUAACUUUUUUUUUCUAGUCUGCUAUUGUGCGUAUCAUGAAGUCCCGCAAGCGCAUGAAGCAUGUCCAGCUUGUACAGGAAGUCAUCCAGCAGGUCAGCGCUCGGUUCCCACCCAAAAUCUCUGACAUUAAGAAGAAUAUCGAAGGCUUGAUGGAGAAAGAAUACAUCGAGCGUCUGGAUGGCGAUGAAAUAUCGUACAUCGCGUAAUUCAACAACUGACCAAAUAACCAACCACAAACCACAAAAUUCGCCUUCAUGGCGCGCGCUCUCACGGUACAUGAUCCAAUGACUUAAAUAUCCUUCUUAUGCGCAACAUACUCUGGUCUACACUCCCUCUCAACCCCCCUCCUCUUCCCUCCUUGUAUCAUAUAUACAGGCGGUUUUCUGUUAUUGCUCUUUUGACAGCGCGUGGAAUAAUAAAAAAAGGGGGGUGGGCCGGAAGAGGGAGUGCAUCAAUAGACUGUUUUGUUACUGCGCAGCCACUACGAACGCAGACAUGUUUUACCCUCACUCUCUCUUGUCAGUUGCCCUUUGACUCCCCUUUAUCUUCCUUAUCUUCCUCUCCUUCCCCUUCUUCUUCUUCCUCUCAUUCCUACAACUGAUCUACCUAUAUUGUUGCACUUAGUGCGCAGCCUACCAUUUCACACUAGGUUACUUCUAAAUCAGUUAUGUGUGCUCUAGAGUACAAAAAAUAAACCAACCUCCCUUCUAUAAUUCUGAACCAACAUCUCGUAGCUGUAGGUAUUUGUUUGAAGAAAAGUGAAAGGUCUUUUAUUCAAGAAGGUAAUGCAUUAAACAACGCUAAUAUCAAACAAACUACCCAUCCAAUAUGUGCCUUGUCAGAAGCUAAGGAAGAAAUAUAUCCAAUUCAAAUCAACAAAUGUAUGUAUGAAUUCUUAUCCCGAGGAAGAGGUUGCAGGAGUCUUGCUUGCUUCACGAGAAGUCGAAGAUAGAGGGUCACUCUCCAACACGGCAUCUAUAUGGUCCUUCUCCGUUGACUGAUCGCUGCUGUGGGGCCUCGACGACCCCGGCCGAUCAACGUCUUCCUUGGCUUGCAUCUCCUUCAUCUCAGUCAUAACAGGGCCUUUCGUCGAGCUCUCCAUCGAUCGUCUCUCGUGAAAGGUACUCGUCAUCGACGCUCUGGGCGUUCCGGUGGCUGUCGGAGAUGAAACGGGACUUGCGC